Messenger RNA from Hydractinia symbiolongicarpus, 1490 nucleotides. RefSeq lists its product as uncharacterized. The transcript has 7 exons. Lineage: Eukaryota; Metazoa; Cnidaria; Hydrozoa; Anthoathecata; Hydractiniidae. The coding region runs from base 30 to 1097 and encodes 355 amino acids. The record is from RefSeq and is a predicted model, not a curated record.
UUUAGGUUUUACAAAUAUAAAAAUUUACAAUGUCAUCUUUGCGGCAUUCUGUUUUGGACAAGAAUCUAAGAAAAUCCCUAAGAAUAAUGCAAGAUAACUCGUUACUAAAAGAUACAGAGAUUCAACCAUCAAGUGAUGUCUCUUUCAACAAAACCGCUCCUGAAGCCUCCACUAAAACUAGGAAAAGGCUUGGUAAUACACCUGAUAUGAAAGAGAAUACUGAAAUGGAAUCUAAGAAUGCUAAAUCUUUGCCUCCUGAAAAUAAAAAGAAGUUUCUUUCUCAGAGGAAAAAACAAGAUUUAGUUGAUCUGGUUAUGGAAUACCAAUAUAAAUAUGAGCGACUACGCGGUAUCACUGAUGCACUAAAAACACAAUUAGGCGAAUUGAUUGAAUGUCAUGAAAAAGAGAAGAAAGAUUUAGUUGAGGUGAAGAACAAGUUGCUGGGAAACUUGUAUACACUUGAAGGAGUCAAAUUCAAUUUGGAUCAAAAGGUGGAAGAGCUGUCCAACAACAGUGAGCAACAACAAAAAAAGCAUGCAGAAUUGGAAACACAGUUAGAGAAGCUGCAAGAAGAAAUAAAAAAUUAUCAAGCCCAAGAUAAAAAGGAAAUUGAAAAGUUAGGAAACACAAUAAUACUUGAACCGUUACAUACCUCUAUGGUGCUAUCCUCCAGCACGCCACAUCCUGUGUCACGGAUGAAGAGAAGAAGCAUGCUGAAUCAAACGAUUAACACUUUGGCCAAGAGCAAUGAUGAUAAACCAAGGGAAGAACUAUUAGAGGACGUGGUUUUGGUUCAACAAGAUAUUUUGGACUUCUACUCUCUUCUCUGUGGUGUGUCUGUUUGGAAGGAUUCGGCAAAUGAAGAAGAGGAAGAAGAGAUCCCAGAAAGUGUUUUAUUCAACUGCAAGCUUCAGUUGUUAUCGCCUUAUAAUGAUUUGAAGUUCAACAUGGCGUUAAAUUUUGCAAAAAAGGAAAUCGAAUACCGGCCGGUCGACGAACAAUAUCCGGAAAACACGCCGGUGUUUUUUAAACAGACUAACAAUUACAAUGCUGAUGAAGGAUAUUUAUUUGUGAAGAAUUUUUUGGAUGUUAUUUAACUCAGUUAGGCGAGAGUGAUUGACAAAUUGUACAGUCUUUCCAAGGGGCUUCAUAUCUGGGAUCAAAUCAAAAUUUUAAUCAUUUUUAUAUCAUCUCAAGAAAAUGGAAUGUCACUAGGACUUUAAUUUUACCUCAAAAUGUAUGUGCGACUCUACCACAAAUGAACUUAGUGUGAAUGCACAAGCUUCACUGUCCAAAGAGAAAAACUCGCUGUAGAUCUCGUAAUUAUCGCCAAUUCAUUCACGCCAAAAACUCCGCUUUAUGGGUACGUUUGGUUUAAAUGGUUUUGGUUUCUGUAUAGUAUAUAACAUUAAGUUCGAAAGUAUUUUUAAUCUGUAACAUUUUAGACCGCUCGAUAAAUGCUUGCCGUUUAAAAUAACGAUUGCUCCAAA